AUGUUGAUGAAAAUUGUUCUGUCGGUGGCUUUGUGUGUUUUUGUGAGCGCGAGUGAACCGGAAUGUUCAAGAUUUCACUAUGAAGAGAAAACGCUUGAAAAAAUUAUUGAAACUGAAAUAUAUGUGGACAAAAUAAAAUCGGAGACUGAUAUCAUGCAGCAAAGAAUGUCUGAUAAACUUGAAGGAAUUCAAGAAGACUGGGAGAAAACGAAGAAUGAACUCAACGAUGCGAAUGAAGACAGUAAGAAAGUUUUGGAAGAAAUCAAAGACAAAGUUGAAAGUCUUUCAACAGUGCAAGCAGUAGCCUUUCUGGCAUACAAUAUAAAGAACACUGCGCCAAGCGAUGGUGGGACAAUCGUAUUUAGCACGACGCAUUUUGACGUCGGUUCCAGUUACAACAAUGAGACUGGAAUCUUUGUAGCACCUGUCGCCGGAAUCUACAUGUUUACCUUGCAUCUGUGUCUUACAGGAAACAGAUUCGUUUACUUGGAAAUUGACACAACAAAGGGUCCUAUUCUAAAAGGCCGCUUCAUCGACGACGGAAGUGAGUAUCACAGCUGCCAAACAGCCACAACUGUUGCAGAACUGGGUAUAAAGGAACAUGUGUGGAUAAAGAGUGGACUGUCCACUAGUGGACCUGAUUUGUGGAAGCACUCGUAUAUAUGGAAUAGCUUUUCUGGUGCUCUGAUUAGCGCAGUUGCAAAAUAGACAAAAUAUUCAUUUUUUUAGAACAUUCAUAGAGUCAGUGUACCCGGUUUCGCACUGUACGCGGUUUCGCACACCCAGUAAAUUCAUGUACUUUGUGAGAAUAAAACAGACAAUUUAACAAUUCUUUGUUAUUGUUUCACGAAACUGAGUUAUUCCCUACAUAAUUUGACACAAGGGGUCUUUCCCCACUGGAGCCUCGUUCUGGUAAGUGCAGACGAAAACAAUAACAAUAUCAAUGGAGACCAGUAGGUCACCUGAACAAUAUUAAGUUUCAUGAAAAAAAUGACUAUGCAAACAACAACAAGGUGCAAAAUAAAUUGAAAAAUCACUAUUCUAUCAUACAGGUAAGUAUUUAUCUACUACUUUACCUAAAUGAAAAAUAUUUCAACAGUUAUUGAAGUUCUCCCAACUUGCAAAAUGCCUUCAACUUGAUUGUUUGCUUUACGUUUUUAUUAAAACAGAGAACUUAAUCGAAUAAUUAGACGUGUGGGGGUCUUUUGUGAUUCAACAGCUUCUGUGUUUUAUGUUUGUUU
This is a messenger RNA of Mercenaria mercenaria, 1241 nucleotides long. RefSeq names its product collagen alpha-2(VIII) chain-like. The coding region runs from base 1 to 708 and encodes 235 amino acids. The record is from RefSeq and is a predicted model, not a curated record. NCBI's taxonomy places the organism in Eukaryota, Metazoa, Mollusca, Bivalvia, Venerida, Veneridae. The transcript is spliced from 2 exons. Gene Ontology annotation, molecular function: protein binding.